CUCAAUGACCGCCUCGGCCCGGAGAUAGCGAGAAUAUCUGCUGAUCGUCUGGGCAGAGCCCCUCCUCCCCGAAAGGAUCCCAACGUUGGCUGACCCAAGAGCAUAAAGGAUGUGUACCAGUACGACACCAGCGACACCGCCGAAAGGAGGGAAUGUCGUGGUGGUCACUGUUGUGAAAAGUGAACUCGAGCUGGGCUUUCAUUUACCUCUCUUGCGAGGAUGUAUGUCGUCAAAGCCGGACUCCGACUCUCGAAACUACACAAUAUAGUUCCUCACCAAAGUCGACAAAGCAGCACGAACGACGGUCGUGCUGAUAUCAUGAGUAAAUCGGAGGGACAAAUUUCGCAGGACGAAAUACAGUCUGUCAAAGAUUCAAGACAUAGGCAUAUGUGGUACAAAUCGUGGAUCCUCCUCCCCAUCCUCGCCACGACAGUAUGGUUUGCCGGCCUCACAUCGCUGCUGGGACUAUGGAUCAGUCAAGGACGGCCGCGAUAUGAUGAGAAUGUUGCGGAUGUGGCGUUCAUAAGUGAUAUCGGAGGAGCCAACGAGGCGUUAUUCUUGGCCAUUUGUAUAUUUACAGACAUAUUGUAUUUUUCAUCUGUAUGUGCCAUCCGGUGUUUGAGACACAAACGAGACCUUCCAGAGCAUAUUGGAAAGUGGGAGAACAUACUUGGGUGGCUGGCGGUGGUGUUUUGUUUUAUCGGAUGCGCUGGUCUUUUCACCCUAGCCAAAUGGAACGCGUACGACUAUACAACAGUCCACUGGGACGGGACGUUGAUAUUCAUCAUCGGUACCGGCAGCUCUGCCUUCUGUCAAACCGCCGAAGUGUGGCUUCUCAGGAAAGGUCAUAAACACCGCAAACAUCUUCCUAGAAACGCAUGGUUCAAACUCUUUAUCGUCAGCGCCGACAUCAUUCUCGCGGCUGCUUUUGGUGCAACAUACCUCUACUGCGGUGGCAGAGCAACUGCAUACAACGACCACACAGCAGACCAAUGCAAUUCAACGUCAUCAAAAGCAGCGGUCUUGGAAUGGACGAUCGCGUACGGGUUGAACCUAUACUUUUUGACAUUUGUGAUUGAUCUGUGGCCCGCUGGCAAAAUCAAACAGCCACCUGAAAAAGAAGAAGAGAGUGUUUGACUUGUCAGGCAAUCAGCAAAAUGGACGAAAAAUGCCGAGCGUUGUGAUUACAAUUCAG
This is a messenger RNA of Cryptococcus amylolentus CBS 6039, 1195 nucleotides long. RefSeq lists its product as hypothetical. The record is from RefSeq and is a predicted model, not a curated record. The transcript has 7 exons. Bases 220 to 1137 code for a protein of 305 amino acids. Lineage: Eukaryota; Fungi; Basidiomycota; Tremellomycetes; Tremellales; Cryptococcaceae. Gene Ontology annotation, cellular component: plasma membrane.